Messenger RNA from Cornus florida, 2921 nucleotides. RefSeq names its product protein TORMOZ EMBRYO DEFECTIVE. Gene Ontology annotation, molecular function: U3 snoRNA binding; protein binding. Bases 216 to 2876 code for a protein of 886 amino acids. The record is from RefSeq and is a predicted model, not a curated record. Gene Ontology annotation, cellular component: nucleolus; small-subunit processome; 90S preribosome. Lineage: Eukaryota; Viridiplantae; Streptophyta; Magnoliopsida; Cornales; Cornaceae. Gene Ontology annotation, biological process: endonucleolytic cleavage in 5'-ETS of tricistronic rRNA transcript (SSU-rRNA, 5.8S rRNA, LSU-rRNA); endonucleolytic cleavage to generate mature 5'-end of SSU-rRNA from (SSU-rRNA, 5.8S rRNA, LSU-rRNA). The transcript has 14 exons.
CUCAAUAUAACUUCUUAAAACCCUAAACCCUGUGUUAAAGCUAGAGGAGGCUAAAACCCUAGACGCAGCUCUGGUUAUUUGAACAAGGAGCUGCAGUUGUCGGACCUACCCUAGCUAUAUCGAGUAGUUUUUAUUUCUACAAUUUUAUGCUCUGUCCUUAGUUUGGGAGUCGAAUUGAUUCACAUACAUACGGAUUACUGAUAGAUAGAACAAAAAUGGCGUCUCUUGCCUUGAAAAGGAACUAUGGCUGCGUUCAAUCCCUGCAACAAUUCUACACCGGAGGACCCUUCGCCGUCUCUUCCGACGGAUCUUUCAUUGUCUGCGCCUGUGAUGACACCAUCAAGAUCGUCGAUUCUUCCAACGCUUCCAUUAAGUCCACUAUUGAAGGCGAUUCGGAGCCCGUUACAGCCCUUGCUCUAAGCCCUAGUGACAACUUCCUUUUCUCUUCCAGCCACUCUCGGCAAAUUAGGGUUUGGGACCUCUCUUCAUUAAAAUGCUUGCGUUCUUGGAAGGGACAUGAAGGCCCUGUGAUGGGCAUGGCUUGUGACGCGUCCGGUGGGUUGCUGGCAACUGCAGGGGCUGAUAGGAAAGUGCUCGUGUGGGACGUGGAUGGCGGCUUCUGCACGCAUUACUUCAAAGGUCACAAGGGGGUGGUGACUAGUAUUAUGUUCCAUCCUGACCCAAAUCGACUAAUUCUUUUUUCUGGAAGUGAUGAUGCCACUGUGCGAGUUUGGGAUCUUGCAACAAAAAAGUGCAUUGCAACACUUGAGAAACACUUUUCUGCCGUGACUUCCAUGGCAGUAUCUGAAGAUGGAUGGACCUUAGUUAGUGCUGGAAGAGAUCAGGUUGUAAACUUGUGGGACCUUCAUCACUAUGGGUUCAAGAGUACAAUACCAACAUAUGAGGGGCUUGAAUCUGUGUGUGUGAUCUGUUCUUCAUCUCCUUUUGCUUCAUCUCUGGGCUUGUACAAACAGCAGCAUUGGAAGAAAAGAAGUGAUUCACCAGCAAUUGAUUUUAUUACAGUUGGUGAACGUGGGCUUGUACGGAUAUGGAACUCUGAAGGUGCAGUUUGUCUUUUUGAGCAGCAGUCUUCACAUGUUACUGUUUGCUCAGACAAGGAAGAGUCGAGAAGAGGCUUCACUGCUGCUAUUAUGUUGCCCUUAGGUCAAGGAUUGCUCUGUGUCACAGCUGACCAACAGUUUCUCUUUUAUUCCCCUAUGGAAUACACUGAAGAUUAUUUGAAGUUAAACCUAGGCAAAAGGCUUGUAGGAUACAAUGAAGAGAUUGUAGAUAUGAAGUUUUUGGGUGAGGAGGAACAAUUUCUUGCUGUUGCUACUAGUGUUGAACAGGUAAGAGUGUAUGACCUAGCAUCCAUGUCAUGUUCCUAUGUAUUGGCAGGUCAUACUGAGAUUGUUUUGUGCCUUGAUACCUGUGAACUAAGCCCUGGAAGAACACUUCUUGUUACUGGAAGCAAGGACAACACUGUUAGAUUAUGGGAAUCCGAAAGAAGAUGUUGCAUUGGAAUUGGUGUAGGGCAUAUGGGAGCUGUUGGAGCCGUUGCAUUUCCAAAGAAACGGCAUAAUUUUUUUGUUAGCGGCAGUAGUGAUCGUACCCUGAAGGUGUGGAGUAUGGAUGCUCUCUCGGAUUAUUCUGAUCUGCCUACUAAGUUGAAAGCAAAAGCAGUUGUAGCAGCCCACGAUAAGGAUAUAAAUUCUGUAGCUAUUUCACCCAAUGAUAGUUUUGUUUGUAGUGGUUCCCAGGAUCGCACUGCUUGUGUUUGGAGGCUUCCAGAUCUAGUAUCUGUGGUUGUACUAAAAGGUCACAAAAGGGGAAUUUGGUCUGUAGAGUUUUCUCCAGUUGAUCAAUGUGUUAUAACAGCAUCUGGAGACAAAACAAUAAAGAUAUGGGCUAUAUCUGAUGGUUCAUGUUUAAAAACAUUUGAAGGGCACACCUCAAGUGUAUAUCGAGCAUCAUUUCUUACUCGUGGGACCCAGAUUAUCUCUUGCGGUGCUGAUGGUUUGGUGAAGCUUUGGACUGUUAAAACUAAUGAAUGCGUUGCAACUUAUGAUCGACAUGAGGACAAGGUUUGGGCCUUGGCUGUCAGCAAGAAGACAGAAAUGCUUGCAACUGGUGGGAGUGAUGCUAUUAUCAAUUUGUGGCAUGACUCCACUGCUAUUGAUAAAGAGGAAGCUUUUCGUAAAGAGGAGGAAGGGGUUUUAAGAGGUCAAGAACUAGAAAAUGCUGUAUCAGAUGCUGACUACACUAGAGCAAUCCAAAUUGCGUUUGAGCUUCGCAGACCUCAUAAACUUUUUGAGCUGUUCGCUGAACUUUGCAGGAAGGGACAGGCUGAAGAUAAGAUAGAGAAAGCCCUUCAUGCUCUUGGCAAGGAAGAAUUUCAUCUACUUUUUGAAUACAUUCGAGAAUGGAAUACAAAACCAAAGCUUUGUCAUGUUGCACAGUUAGUGCUUUUCCGGGUUUUCAGUAUCCUUCCUCCAACAGAGAUUAUUGAGAUAAGAGGCAUUGGAGAACUCCUUGAAGGCCUUAUCCCGUAUUCCCAGAGGCAUUUCAGUAGGAUAGACAGGCUGGAGAGAAGCACAUUUCUGUUGGACUAUACGCUAACAGGAAUGUCCGUUAUUGAUCCGGAGAUGGAUGCAGAAGUGUCAAAAGAAAAAGCUGUGACACUAUCUAAUAUGCAAAAUACGGGUGAGGAGCCAAUGGUAGAAGCCACUGCUACGGAGCAAAAACAGAUUCUUGGAGAGCUGAAAGAGAAGGCCUCUUCAAAGAAACGGAAAUCACAGAAAUCCAAGGACGUUGCAUAUAAGAAAGUGAAGGGGUUGGCAAUCACGAAUGGUUCAGCUGUUCCAUCCCAGGCAUAGCACAUCCUGAUUGCUUAUACCCGUCUUCUAUUUUUUUUUUUUUUU